AUGGCAGUGGAUCAUGGUUGUUUUCUUCAUUUCUGCCAAUCACUUCAUCAACAAGUUCCACUAUUUGGUCUAACAUCAUCUUAUGUUCAAAAUGAAAAUGUACGCUCAUCAUGUCGAAGUACAAUGGCUCUUGCUUCGCUACCUGUUAAACUUAUAGGACAAGCUGUGCAACUUCUCGAAGAUGAAUCGUUUUGGAAAAUGACAAGUUCUUUGCAAAUACUUCAGAUAUCAAUGGUUAACGUGAAUAUCUCCAAAAUAUUAAAACGUAUCAGUACUUAA
Adineta ricciae is the source of this 279-nucleotide messenger RNA. Lineage: Eukaryota; Metazoa; Rotifera; Eurotatoria; Adinetida; Adinetidae. The record is from the annotation of a GenBank genome assembly.